Molecule: messenger RNA, 1977 nt
Organism: Xylaria bambusicola
Lineage: Eukaryota; Fungi; Ascomycota; Sordariomycetes; Xylariales; Xylariaceae
Exons: 2
Coding region: 1-1977 (658 amino acids)
Source: RefSeq, a predicted model, not a curated record
AUGUCCAGUAGUGUCCAUGAAACAUUCAAGGCGCUUGGCCCUGUCGACUGGGAAGCAUUCGCUCAAGAAGACCCAACGACCUGCAUGCCCGCCACUUUCAACGACGCCCACUGUCUCAUUGACUCAAUACCAGCUCCCUCCGAGAGCGAUUCUUUGCCGAGUCAAUCGGCUGAGUACUCGCAGAAAGCCAGAGAGCUGAGAAAGGAGUGGAAAGCAGUGAAAGUCAAUCCCCGCGACAACCCGCUCGAGUUAAACGUCUACAAGUUACCGGCAAAGGAUGGCAGAGGCGCAUGGUUUGCAAGGCGGAGCGUCCACAGCGGACAAAGCUAUAAGAAAUGGAAGACAGGCAUUGAAAAAGAGUUCGCCGAGAGUCUUAAGGUUCAAGGACAGCCGGGAGACGGCAAGAUCAGAGGAUUGGGUGCCGAUAAAUGCGUCGCAGACCGGACCGUAAACGGCUAUGGGAAAAUACAAGUCUAUCAGCUCUCGGCGCAGUUUCCAGGUCCGACUACGCCCCGCGACUUCGUCACCUUGUGUUUGAUCUCCGACACGGAAACAACGACAUUUACAGCAAAGAAACCCGAUCGACCGAGAGAAUAUAUGCUUGUCUCGAAACCAUGUGUCCACCCUGAAUGCCCAGAGCGUCAAGGAUUUAUACGGGGCUAUUAUGAAUCUGUCGAGCUGAUUCGCGAAGUCAAAACUUUAGAGUCGGUGACACCUUCGUCGAGUAGCGGUCCAAGCGACCCUCUAUCGUCAUCAGCAACAAGCCGCUCUGAAAAUAUCGGCAGGGAGUCGACUCUAUAUGACCAGAGCGCCGAGUCAAAUAGUAGCAUAGGCGAAACUUACGACGACAAUAAUUCCACAAUUGAGUGGAUAAUGAUCACCCGUAGUGACCCUGGAGGCAGUGUUCCUCGUUUCCUCAUAGAGAAAAAGACACCAGAGGGAAUAGUGACUGAUGCUGGCAAAUUCGUGCAAUGGAUAUCAUCCGAAAGGUUUGAGAUGUUGCUCAAGACCAACUUUGAAUCUAUACCAACCGAAGUCGGAACAACACCAAGCAAUGCGUCCAUGUCUGUCGUGCCUGGGGGUUUAUCUAGCUCUGUUCAGGCGCCACAUACCGACUCUGGGGUUAAAACGGGUUUUGGAGGAACCGGAUCAGAGAAUUCGGAGCCUGCGCUUUCGCCAGGACCUAGCGGGGUCUAUGGGAUGAUAUCGUCCACUCUUGGUAUGGUAGCAUCAGCAGCAGCUUCGCGAUUCUAUGGACAACCUGAGGAAAGCGAAUCCGAGAUUUCUACACCCGAAAUUUCCGAUACCUCGUCCCUUCAUAGUUUCCACAGCUUUGACGAUACGGUAGACAUCGAGCCGAUCACAAAGAUACCAGAGCGCGACGAACCGGCUAUCUCUGUAAACGCCGACGCAGAUGAAAGUUCAUUGAAGUCUACACAAUCUACACAUCACGACAAAGAGCUUAGAAAACUAGAGGAGCGGCGGCGGAAAGCAGAGGAGAAACUGCGGCGAGCCGAGGAACGCGCCCUCGCAAAAAAGAACAACGACGCGCAGCGCGACGAGCUAGCGCUGCAAAAGCUGCGUGACAGACACGAGCGCGAGAUUGCGAAACAAGAAGACAAGUACCAGCGGGAACGUCGCAAGCUCGAAGCCAAGCGAGCCGCCGAGGAGAAGAAGGCCGAGGAGCGCCGGCGUAAGCAGAUCGAGCGCGAAGACAAGGCCAAUCUUACCCUCGAGCUGGAAAAGACGCGCGCCGAUAGGGAUGUCGCUCGCAAAGAGAUCGAGAUCUUGAAGGAACAGGUCGGGCAACUUCAAGCUUUGAACACAAAGCUCGUAGCACGUCUCGGGCGCGAAGGCAUCAGCCUUGAUGAUAGCUUUAUACCUAGUUCAGGGAGUUGUGGGCCGACUCCUGCGAGCCUUGGCGGGCCAGUGACUGAGCAGGAUCUGGAGAAGAGGCCAAGUAGCGUUAAGUCAUGA